AUGAAAACAUACCGAGCCAAGCGAAAAUACCUGUCGGAAUCGGAAGACGACGUGUUUUCUUCAUCACCAACACAGUCACCCGAAACCUCGCCUCUACAGCCCCCCAAUGAGUCACGACUCAACAUAAAAGCAGCUCAAGCCGUCUCGCCAUGUCAGAAACGAGCCAAGGUCGUCAAGAAACCAGCAAAAACAAAAGCACCGGUCCAGAUGACCCUGUCGCUGGGACAGACGACUUCUACCACCUGCAAGACGUGUGGAAUGACCUACCAGGUGGCUUAUGGUCCUGAUAUCUCUGCUCACAAGAGCUUUCACAGCACGGCCCUCAACGGACCCAAAUGGAAGCCCUCAGUGUCGGCAGUCGUGGUGGACAAAUCUAAGACGUACACAGUGUACAAGUCGCGGCUGUUGAGUCAUCCCUGUGUCAGCCAGUUUCUGAAACUCGUCAACUCGGAACUCAAUGCGCCAGAGCCCAUUCUGUCCUCUCAGGCAGCUGUCUACGUCUACGUGGUGGAUCAGCGGGCAGUAGGAUGCGUGCUAGUGGAUAGAAUCACAAAAUGCCGUCACGUGGACAUUCAGACUGGUACUUUGGGCCUCAAAGAGUACCCUGCAGUCAUGGGAGUGUCUCGAAUGUACGUGUCGCAGCUGUUUCGACGAACGGGCAUCGUGACCAAGUUGCUGGACCUGGCGAAAAGUGACUUCAUCUACGGAAUGGAGCUUGAAAAGAACCAAGUGGCAUUCACUCAGCCAAGCGAGGGAGGUCUAAAGGUGGCCGAAAACUGGGCGGGGACCGUUCGUGUCUACAGAGAGGGAGAGUAG
This is a messenger RNA of Yarrowia lipolytica CLIB122, 816 nucleotides long. RefSeq lists its product as uncharacterized. Gene Ontology annotation, molecular function: protein-lysine-acetyltransferase activity. Lineage: Eukaryota; Fungi; Ascomycota; Dipodascomycetes; Dipodascales. Gene Ontology annotation, cellular component: nucleus; chromatin. The record is from RefSeq and is a predicted model, not a curated record. Gene Ontology annotation, biological process: mitotic sister chromatid cohesion.